This is a messenger RNA of Acanthosepion pharaonis, 792 nucleotides long. The record is from the annotation of a GenBank genome assembly. NCBI's taxonomy places the organism in Eukaryota, Metazoa, Mollusca, Cephalopoda, Sepiida, Sepiidae.
AUGAACCAAAAUCUCAAAACUAUCCAGUUUAGGUCUUUUAAUCGAUUCAAGUACUUAUUUAGUUUUCAUUCAUUCGUUGCUUUUUUUAUUCCCUUUCUUAUACCCUCUUCCCCACUCUCUCUCUCUUUCUCUCUCUCUCUCUCUCUCUCUCUCUUUCUGCCUUUCUCUUUCACUCUCUCUCUCUCAUUCUCUCUCCUUCCCUAUUUCCCUCUAUCUUUCUUCCUCACUCUCUUUCUCUCUUUCUCUUUCACUCUCCCUCGCUCUCGUUCUCUCUCCUUCCCUAUUUCCCUCUCUAUCUUUCUUCCCCACUCUCUCUCUGUCUCUCUCUCUUUCUCGCUUUCUCUUUCACUCUCUCUCUCUCUCUCUCGCUCUCAUUCUCUCUUCUUCCCUAUUUCCCUCUCUAUCUUUCUUCCUCUCUAUCUCUCUAUCUCUCUCUCUCUCACACACACACACACACAUUUGGAUUUUAACCAUCGCAUUUUCCAGUUUUCUUGCAAUUUAACUAUUCACAAAUGUUGUUUUCUAGAGCACUCUCUUUCCCACCACCUCUCUCUCUCUCCCUCACUCUCUCUCCCUCUCUAUCUCUCUCUCUCUGCCUCUCUCCCACUCUCUCUCCCUCCCUUUCUGUCUCACUCUCCCACCACCUCCCUAUCUUUUUCUCUCUCACCCUCUAUCUCACUCUCGAUCUCUUCUCUCUCUCUCUCUCCCUUUCUCUAUCUAGCUAUCUCUAUCUAUCUAUCUCUAUAUUUUCCUAUUUCCUUGCAAGUUAUUAGCAAAUGUCUUCUUUUCUAG